Messenger RNA from Paramuricea clavata, 564 nucleotides. Lineage: Eukaryota; Metazoa; Cnidaria; Anthozoa; Malacalcyonacea; Plexauridae. The record is from the annotation of a GenBank genome assembly.
AUGGCGGUCAGUCUUGUUAUGAUAAGCUCAGCAACUAAAUUAAUGUUAGCCGCAGUAUUUUUUGUAUUUGUUGCUCUAAACAUCAAUAUACCAUUGGCAACUAGUGAUGGAUGCUUCCCUGUCGUAUUGAAGUUGGAAGAUGAGAAAUCAAACGCCAAUUUAACCUAUUGCGAUUGCUGUAUGUUGAACGCUACUAAUGGUGUUAUGUAUCGCAACGUUACAAGGGCGAGGGCUAUGGCAAUAGAUAUUGCGAUUUAUGAGUCGGAAUGGGUUAGUUCGACAAAUGUAUAUUGUACUGAGGCUGAGAGCAGUCGAGAGUGGGAUUUUAUCAAUGUUAAUUUAGUCUGUGAGCUAAGUAUACCUAAUUUUUACUUCGCAACUACAUAUUAUAACGCUGAAACUUGUGUACAAUGGUUGACUGCUCGGCAAAAACAUAAAAUUAAAUGGUCACAAUCCCGUAUCCCAUACUAUGUAAAUUCGAUAGCAGGCUUUCAAAUCAUACUCUCAGGGGAUGUUGAAAGUAAUCCUGGACCAAAUCGAUCGAAUGCAUCUAAAAGCUCGCGA